AUGCCUUCAAACAGCUUACUUCUUUCCUCCAAGUCCACCCAGAUCAAGCAGACGCCUAGAGACAAGUUUUUCUCAAGGUUUUUAACCAGAGAACUCACCAUGUCUGGCUUCUCCGUUGAUGAUUACCAUGGAGAAACAUCUGUUGCAGUGCCUUUCGAUUGGGAGUCUCAACCAGGUACUCCCAGAAUCAAACACAACGAAACUCCUCUUCCACCUCUUACACCACCUCCUUCCUAUUUCUACACUUCACCAAAAUGCUCCGCAAAGAAACACUCGAAGCCUAAUCUCGUAGGCAUCAUAUUCCCAAAACGCGGAGCAGGUAGGAAGGGCAGUGUCCCUUCAUCUCCUGCUGCUUCUUCUUCGUCAUCAUCUUCUUCUUCAUCUCAAUCGUUAGUAUCGCCGUGGCCAACAUCGUAUUCUGUGCCUUCUUCUCCGAUGGUCAAGCCAUCGAAUUUUCGAGGAAGGUAUGGGUUACCAAGCCCAAGAUUUUCAUUUGAUUCAAAAACAGAUGAGGAAGAAGAUCAAAAUGAUGAAUACAUAGCUCAUGUUUCAACUUUGAAUGGUGCAAAUUCCAGGUCUAGAGGAUGUUUUGCAUCUAUAAUCAAGCUAUUAGUCAAGGGUGUUUAG
Messenger RNA from Carica papaya (papaya), 627 nucleotides. RefSeq lists its product as uncharacterized. Lineage: Eukaryota; Viridiplantae; Streptophyta; Magnoliopsida; Brassicales; Caricaceae. The record is from RefSeq and is a predicted model, not a curated record.